UUACUAGUCCUGGAUAUGGCAGCUACCCAACCAUUUCAUUUUCAUAAAGACACUUUUUUCAUUUUCAUUUUCACAAAGACACAUUCUUUUUUGGCGUGAAACCAAGGAACGUAGCGGCAUCAGGCGGUGUUCUAGCUAUAUUAUGAACCCACUGGGCGCGGCAAGCCAAACUUCUAAUCAGACAUUUUGUACGCGUCUGAAUUCUGCUAAUCUUCUUAUUCGUUUCUAGGUUCACACCCUCUGGAAUUCCUAUCUGCUCCCAGACGCUGGCAUCUUCCCGCAAUAUGAAUUGCGAUCAAGUUAUAGCUGAGUUGUUUGGAAUGGGCUUUGAAUUCUCUGACAUCACUGAUGCUGUAAAAGCAGUUGGCCCAUCAGUGAGUAAAGCAAUUGAGUUUAUAUUGGAUAAUUCGCGUAUAAAUAUUGGCGCAUCAAGUAGUACUGCAUCUGUUCCCAUUAAUACCAAGCCCGGUUGGAAAAACAACGCCAAUUCGCUGUAUUCGCGUGAUAAAAUGAGGCAGUCAAGCAUAACAGAAAGCUUGAAAUCUGUUGGUAAGCCUGUAAAAAGAAAAUACAAUGUUAAAUCUGCAUUGGGCUGUGAACCAGAGGCCUUUCAUAGAACUUCAGAAGGUCCUGCCAAGCUUGUUCCUGUGAUUGAUGCUGAUAUGUGUCAUCCAUUAGAAGCUUCUGCACUAUCUAAUUGCCAAGGAGAAGAGGAUAUUGACGAAUAUUGGGAGCAGAAGGUCACGAAUUUGUUGCACAAGCAUUUUGGGUAUUCAUCCUUGAAACAUUUUCAAAAGCAAGCACUGCAAGCUUGGUUAAGUCACAAAGACUGCCUCUUGCUUGCAGCAACUGGAUCAGGAAAAUCUUUGUGUUUUCAGAUUCCAGCAUUACUCACAGGAAAGGUUGUUGUUGUUAUUUCACCAUUGAUAAGUUUGAUGCAUGACCAAUGCUUGAAGCUUACAAAACACGGAGUAUCAGCUUGCUUUCUUGGAUCUGGUCAAAUCGAUAGAACUGUUGAACAUAAAGCAAUGGAUGGUUUGUAUAGUAUUGUGUAUGUAUGCCCAGAAACAAUUUUAAGGCUUAUAAGACCCCUCCAAAGCCUUGCUGAAGGACGUGGAAUUGCUCUAUUUGCGAUUGAUGAAGUUCAUUGUGUUUCUAAGUGGGGCCAUGACUUUCGACCACACUACAGGAAAUUGUCUAUUCUGAGGGAAAACUUCCGAGCGGACUCUUUGAAGUUCUUGAAGUUUGAUAUACCACUAAUGGCGUUGACUGCUACUGCUACUAUUCGUGUUCGUGAAGACAUUAUUAAGUCAUUAGCAAUGUCAAAUCAAACCCAGAUUGUUCUCACUUCUUUUUUUCGGCCCAAUCUUCGAUUUUCUGUAAAGCAUUCUAGAACAUCGUCCUGGGCUUCCUAUCAGAAAGAUUUUCAUGAAAUAAUAAGCAUUUAUUCCACAAAGAAGUUCAGAAGAAAUUCUUUACACUCUACAGAUCGGGAUGAUGCCUCUGUGAGCUGUAUUAAUACUUCAGAGUGCAUCACUUCUGAAGUUGACACGCUGCAUGAGAAUAAUCCAAAUAACUUCAAUGAUGAGGCCUUUUCUGAAAAUGAUGAGGACAUAUGUUUUCCCAGGAGAUAUAAUUUGCCUGCUUCUAAGGAAAAAGAAUUAUCAGUAGAAUUUCUUGAAGACGAUUGUGAUCUUAUCCAAGAUGUUGAUGAUUUUGACGUUUCUUGUGGAGAGUUUUGUGGACAACCAAUCAAGGACUUCCGUGAUUCUGUACCACCAAGAACUUUCAAUUCACUUGAUAAACCAGAAGAGAGAGUAAAACUACAGCAUGAAUACUUGGAAGAUGGACCAACAAUAAUAUAUGUUCCCACUAGGAAAGAAACAUUAAGCAUAUCAAAGUUUUUAUUGAAGCUUGGGGUAAAGGCUGCCGCUUAUAAUGCAAAGUUGCCAAAAUCACAUCUGAGACAGGUGCACAAAGAAUUUCUUGAAAACAACUUACAGGUUGUUGUUGCAACAAUAGCUUUUGGGAUGGGAAUUGACAAAUCAAAUGUUCGUAGGGUUAUUCAUUAUGGUUGGCCACAGAGUUUGGAGGCUUAUUAUCAAGAGGCUGGGCGGGCUGGACGAGAUGGAAAGCUGGCAGAUUGUGUUUUAUAUGCCAAUCUGUCAAGAAUACCAACACUUUUGCCGAGUCAAAGAAGUGAAGAACAGACAAGACAAGCAUAUAAGAUGCUAUCAGAUUGCUACAGAUAUGGCAUGCAUAGUUCUCAUUGUCGGGCCAAAAUGCUUGUGGAGUAUUUCGGCGAGAAGUUUGGAUUGCAGAAGUGUCAUCUGUGCGAUGUAUGCCUGAAUGGACCUCCUGAAAUGCAGAACCUUAAAGCUGAGGCUACAAUUUUCAUGCAGAUUGUUUCUGCUUAUGGUCAAAGAACCUAUUCAGACAUCUCAUAUGACGAUGAUAUCAUAAGCAACACUGAUAAAAGAAGUAAAAUGCAUGAAAUGCCAGAUAUCAGGGCUCUUGUCAGUAAAAUAAGGGAAGAGCAUCAAGAAUUGACCACUACUGAAGUCUUAUGGUGGCGAGGUUUGACCAGGAUUUUAGAAUCAAAAGGAUUUAUUAGGGAGAGUGAUGGCAUGAGUCGUGUGCAGAUAAGAUGUCCAGAACUAACAGAAGUAGGAAGACAAUUUCUGAGCUCUGAGAUAGAAGAAGCAUUUUAUGUUUAUCCUGAAACAGAUAUGCUACUAGCCACAGCACAGCCCAAGUCUAAUUCUAGCUUUGCAGAAUGGGGAAAAGGUUGGGCUGAUCCAGAGAUCAGGCGGCAGCGCUUAAAGAAAAAGAGGUGGGGGAAAUCGCCCCGGGAAAGAAAGCCGCGUAAACGGCCUAAUGUGAGUAGUGUUCGAGGAAGGUUAACUGCAAAGCUCUCUGCAAAGAAAUGACCAGAAGCGCCCAUUCUUUCCUGCAAUUUAUUACACCAGUAUUAGAAAAUACACACAUUCAGGCACUAUAAUGGACAAGCACAGGAAACUAAAGUUAGCUCUACUAUUUAGGUAUUUCUGGCUCUGCCAUAAGUGACUUAAAGUUCUGCACAGGAAACUAGUUAGGUUCAAUAGAGGAAUGGGUAAAUGAAGAGUGCAUUUUUGUGUUACAUUAUUUGGUUUAUUUGAAAGGGGAGAAAGGCAGGAACAUCUUCUCGUCC
Molecule: messenger RNA, 3190 nt
Organism: Cuscuta europaea
Lineage: Eukaryota; Viridiplantae; Streptophyta; Magnoliopsida; Solanales; Convolvulaceae
Source: the annotation of a GenBank genome assembly